GACCAUUUUCCCCAAAUUCAUGAACGUCAAAAAAUUCAGAAACUUCAUCACAGACAUUUCAAAGUUUCUUAUUUUCGUUUUGAUUUUAUUGGGAAUCCUUCGCAAGGAAUGCUAGAGCCAAAGUAUCCUUGCAUGCUGAGUUAUUCAACGAACGACGUGAUUAACGCUUGCGACAGUCGCGACUCCUAUGUGUUUAAAAAAUUCAUAAACGCCGCUAUUUAUGUGGAGAAAACCAUCCAGAAAAUGGCGCCCGACCUUCAAAAUUAUGAGAAGCAUCUGGCCGAAACGAUCAAAAUAAUGAAAACUAAAAGGUGCUCUUGCAACAUAGACGCAGAUAGUUGUCCCUGUCACCCAACUAUGGCGUCAGGGGACGGUCUGAAGGGUACAAGAAGCGAGACACGGAUAAACUGCGAGGACUCUAACUUUUCCGAGAACCUAGAGAAACUCAAGAGCAUCAACAAAAACAUCAACAAGACCAUAAUCAAACGUCCAAUGCAAACGAAAAUUUCGAAACAAAUCAUCCAACCGAUACUACAGAAAAAAAUAAGUAAACCAACCUUCAAACUGCAGUUAUCUGAACUGGACGACGGUCUGUCACCGAAAGCGGUUCCCUCAGAAACUAAUUUGGGACAAAGCAGGAACCGGGAACCGAACAAGGUUACCGAAAAUCCCGAAAUUAAUAAAAGUUAUCUAUCGGAGCUUGAUACUAAGAACGAAAUAGUUCGCAAGUCCAAAACCGAUGACCAAGAGUCCGAUAACGAAUCAGAAGGCAGCACGACAUCAAGUUCCACCCUGAGUACCUGCUCACAGAUAACCGUAAGAAGAAGCGACAAGGGUUUCAUGUGCGACACUAAAGUAUCACUCUCCUCACUGACUUCGUUCACGCCAACAGAUAACAACAGCGUGCGACAAUGGUUGUCGAAAAAAAUGGAAGAGCAGAAAAAAAGACAACAGGCUCAACGAGAAGAAGAGCGUAAAAAACAAUUGGAAAGGGAGAAGAUACUGCAAAAAGAGAGGGAAAACUUCAAAAUGUGGUUGGCGGCGAAAAAGAGAGACGAAGAUAAAAGAAAAGCUGAAAUGGAAAGGCAACAGCAGUUAGAUCAAUUGAGAGAGUUGGAGAAACAGAAAAGACACCUCGAGAAUCAAAUCAGGUAUCAGAUUUGGUUGAAAAGGAAGGAAGAAGCUGAUAUAGAAAAGAAGAACCAGGAACAACUGAAAAUUUUGCAGGCCAAGAUAGAAAAGGAGCGGAGGACAAUUGCGAACCAAAAGGCUUUCGAAGAAUGGCUAGAAUUUUCCAAAAAUAAACCUAGGCCUCUUCCACUCAAUCAAGGACUGGAUAGUUUGAGGUCAUCUCUGUCUGUCACCUAUGUCAAUCCUGUUCCUUGGGUUCCUAACAUAGAUUUAAAACCAGCUUCUCAAUAAAAAAAUACAUAAAAUAUACAGAAUUGUAUAAGUUAUUGGAAUAUAUGAAUAUACAAUUG
Coccinella septempunctata (seven-spotted ladybird) is the source of this 1481-nucleotide messenger RNA. RefSeq lists its product as uncharacterized. Bases 109 to 1422 code for a protein of 437 amino acids. The transcript is spliced from 5 exons. Lineage: Eukaryota; Metazoa; Arthropoda; Insecta; Coleoptera; Coccinellidae. The record is from RefSeq and is a predicted model, not a curated record.